AUUACAAUCUCCAGGCCUGGACAAGUUUGGAUCUGUUUGAUGAAUAUCUUGAAAUGGUUUUGCAGUACGGAUUUGUUACAUUGUUUGUAUCUGCGUUCCCCCUUGCUCCACUAUUUGCCUUAAUCAACAAUAUUUUAGAGAUUAGAUUGGAUGCCAACAAACUGCUGGUGCAAGUAAGACGACCUUUGGCUCAAAAAGCCCAGGAUAUUGGAGCCUGGAUUGGAAUUCUUAAAACUAUUUCCUACUUGUCAAUUAUUUGCAAUGCACUUGUGAUUGCUCUGACAAGUAGUUUUAUCCCUCGUAUGGUUUAUAUACACGGAGGCUACUCUCCAGAUGGAUCUCUGAAAGGAUUUACAGAGUUCCAGCUAACCGCGUUCAACACCUCAUUCUGGGACCUGGACCCUCUGGAUCCUUCCUGGCCUGGUCCACAACAAAUGAGAACCAGUCCUAAUGCCAACAAUUUUACUUGCUAUUUCUUGGCUAUGCGUAGUAAAGGACCAGAGUUUGAUCUUGACAACAAAUAUUAUUAUAUUGUUAUGGCAAAAUUUGCUUUUGUUCUAAUAUUUGAGGUAAUUAAUGAUUAAAGUAAAUAUUUAAUU
Messenger RNA from Eurytemora carolleeae, 599 nucleotides. RefSeq names its product anoctamin-1. Lineage: Eukaryota; Metazoa; Arthropoda; Copepoda; Calanoida; Temoridae. Gene Ontology annotation, biological process: chloride transmembrane transport. Gene Ontology annotation, cellular component: plasma membrane. The record is from RefSeq and is a predicted model, not a curated record. The coding region runs from base 54 to 584 and encodes 176 amino acids. The transcript is spliced from 6 exons. Gene Ontology annotation, molecular function: chloride channel activity.